Messenger RNA from Eruca vesicaria subsp. sativa (arugula), 219 nucleotides. NCBI's taxonomy places the organism in Eukaryota, Viridiplantae, Streptophyta, Magnoliopsida, Brassicales, Brassicaceae. The record is from the annotation of a GenBank genome assembly.
AUGGCCAUUGAUGCUUGUGGAGACGUGUCGUCUACUGCGAAGUUUUGCACACAGCAGUGGGUUUUGGAUGAAAAGCUGAGAAAGACUUUCCAUAGUUACGUUGAGAUCAGAGGGAUAACGCCGAGCAUGAUCAACUUCUUACACGAGUAUAUAAUCAACAAAGUUAGUAAAGAGAACUUACUGUGGUUGAAAACGCUCAAGAACUUCGUCACGUCUUGA